CAGAAGGGAGAUUGUAAUGUAGAAAUAUUUCUAAUCUGAAGGACACUUUACAGCUACCAUGAUCUCCCCGGGCGACGAUGCUUCUUCUUGCAUUUGAGCUCUCUGAGUUUGCACUGAAAUCCGAGCAGCGCAAGUGGGAGCAGCGGAAGCAGCAGCAGCAGCAGCAGCGGUGGUGGUGGUGGUGGUGUUGGUGGUGCUCAUCCAAUGCGAAAGUGCUAAGGAUAGCUGCAGCCUACACACACUGCGAGCCUGCUGCUGCUUCUUCACUCACUCUGAUCACCACCGAGGGAGACAUCACUAUCAGCAAGGGGGCAGCAGGAGGCACGAUCAGCCGUCAGCAAUGUAAAGCUCACACAGGAUCAUCAUGACAACAUCUAUCAGGUGAAAAGGUGAACUGCAGCAAAAAACAACCUGAACUAAGAGGCGCCUUUGUAACAGCAAACACCACAUCUCUCCUCCUGAUCACCCAUAAUCAUGGCAAAUGCUGAGGAAGUGGAGCAGGCAGGUCUGUCAGAUUUGGAGAUCAUCUCACAGCCGGUGGAGGAUGAGAACCAGUGCUUGGCUCCUCCGGUCCAGCUGGUGAGUUUUGGCUACAGAGAUUUGCCCCUCGCUGCUCUGGACCUCUCGCUGGCUGGCUCGCAGCUCCUCUCCAACGCAGAUGAAGAUGAAAACAGGGAAGGGUCCAACUGGCUGAAGCCGUGCUGCGGUCGUCGUGUGGCCCUGUGGCAGGUCUGUCUGCUCAGCGCUGGCUUUAACUGUAUCCUGGUGGCCUGCGUCAUCCUGGUGGUACUCUUCCUGUCCCUGGAGCUGCUCAUAGACACCAAACUCCUACAAUUUUCCAAUGCUUUCCAAUUUGCCAGCAUCAUCCACUGGAUCAGCCUUAUCAUCCUUUCACUUUUCUUCUCAGAGACCGUCUUCAGGAUUGUAGUGCUGGGGAUCUGGGACUACAUCGAGAACAAAGUAGAGGUGUUUGAUGGCGCUGUCAUCGUGCUGUCCCUGGCCCCCAUGGUGGCCUCCACGGUGGCCAAUGGGCCCAGCAGUCCCUGGGAUGCCAUCAGCCUCAUCAUCACUCUUCGCAUCUGGAGGGUCAAGAGGAUCAUUGAUGCUUAUGUGCUGCAAGUAAAAGUUGAGAUGGAGUUGGAGAUCCAGCAGUGUGAGAAGACCAAGGCUGUGAGGGAGGAGCAGCUGGAGCGCCUCACUCAGAUCUGCCAGGAACAGGCUUUUGAGAUCAGGCAGCUGAGGGCUCAUCUGGCCCAACAGGACCUGGACCUCGCAGCAGAGCGUGAAGCAGCCAUGCAAAUCCAUCACGUAUGGGGCAAACAGGGGAGGAGUUUUAAAGUUGUAGAGGGCGCGACUCCAGGGGAGUCUGAUGAUGAGGGCAGCCAAAGGAACCCCAGGGAGCCUCAUGCAACUGCAGAUCCAGUUGUGCGUGAUGACAUGAACAACUACAUAAGCCAAUACUACAGUGAAGCAAGCAGUGAUGCUGGAGCUUCUGGGUUAGGCACCAGGGUCAUCACCACAGCAGCCAUUGACGUUCACCUCCCCACUAACCCAAACCCCACCCAGUCCAAUCCGAUGCUUGCAAUGGAGCGGGUAGGCAGCGCCGUGAGUGACGCCUCAACCAGCAUAUCACGGUCGAGUGGUAGCCUGACGGCCCGUCCACACAGCCUGAGCAGCCACACGCCGGGCUCAUCAAUGACAGACUGCACCAGCAGCACAGCUCAUGACCUCAGUCUGAGCUACAGCUCCCAUCGCUGCUGCCCUCCAUCCUUUCCAGUCCAGGACCCCUGCAGGGACCCCAGUGUUGUGGUGCAGGAGCUCCUCUCCUCCCUCUCUGAGGACUCCUGCCUCGCUCAGAAGGGCCUGGCUGUGGACCCUGUGAACCUUAAACUUCCAAGUCCGACUGGCUCGGAAAAAGCCAGUCCUGAGCUGGAGAACAGAAUAAAUAUCUUUAACCGCAGGAACCAGGAGGAGAGACGAGGUCGGGGGAGAGGCUGUGUGCUGCUGCAGACUAAACCACUGAUCCACCUGCAGGGCAGCAGCACUGAGCCCUCACUGGAGGAGAAGUACCGGCUCCUGGGACCAGCUGACACACCUCUCGGGCACAUGCCUGAUACAUAAGCUACAUUCACACAGAAACUAAAGUAUAUUUUUUACUGCCAUCCUGUUUGGCUUUUAUCUGAACCCUUGUGGCAGGUUACCCUCUUUAGAGGGAUAAUAGCAUAAGAUUUACAAGUUGGAUUUUUCCCUACGCUUUGUAAAUCCAAUCUUAGCCAAUCCAGAACAAGCUUGAGCCUUUAGCUUCCAGCUAACACUGAUGCUCCUUAACUUGACACGCUCAGAAGUCAAUAGUAGGAAUGAUAAAGGAUAAAGGACUCCUAGGCCUUUUGCCAUACUGUCCAACUUCCCCUGUUCCUUCUCGAUGGAUUUUUGAAUCACAGAUGCCCUGACAGAGCACAACAAAGACUAAAAUGUCCCUGUUAGAGGGGGUCUUAUGUGUUUUUGGGCACAUUCUUCAGGAAUUUUCACUUUGAAUAGGUCCUAAAAGCACUGAACUUUAUAUGAAUUAAAACCAGCAAAGGUGGGGCCAUUCAAGCCUUUAUUCAUCAAAAACUUUUCAACAGUGUUGCAC
Molecule: messenger RNA, 2632 nt
Organism: Cheilinus undulatus (humphead wrasse)
Lineage: Eukaryota; Metazoa; Chordata; Actinopteri; Labriformes; Labridae
Product: transmembrane protein 266-like
Exons: 11
Coding region: 475-2121 (548 amino acids)
Cellular component (GO): plasma membrane
Molecular function (GO): voltage-gated channel activity
Source: RefSeq, a predicted model, not a curated record